AUGGCUGUUGAAAAUGGUCACCCAGAUGGGCUGUACAGUUAUUCAUUAGAGAAUCGGGUCUUGCAUAAUAUAAGGUUGUGGGCCAAGCCAGUUUGGGCCAUUAAAUUAACUGGAUGCCCCUCUGAGAAAGAACAGAGACAAUGCCACAUGCAACCUUGGCAGGUGAUAAUCACAAUGUUACUCCGUGUGGGUCCUGUGGAGUUCUUAUACUACUGGCUUCACAGAGCAUUGCACCACCAUUAUCUCUACUCUCGCUACCACUCUCACCACCAUUCCUCCAUUGUCACUCAGCCCAUCACCUGUAAGCAACCAGAUACAUUGUUGAAUGGGACAGUAUCCAUGACCUCAUUUUGUGGUUAUUUGUUAUUCCUUGAUUUCAUGAACUAUAUGGGUCACUGUAAUUUCGAGUUAUUCCCAAAAUGGCUCUUCUCCAUUUUCCCUCCUAUCAAAUACCUCAUCUACACUCCCUCAUUUCAUUCCUUGCAUCACUCUCAAUUUCGGACAAAUUACUCUCUCUUCAUGCCAAUCUACGAUUACGUAUACAAUACCAUGGACAAGUCCACGGAUUCCCAAACACUUUUAUAUGGGCCUUGUGGCCACUCACCAUAUGGUCCAAGGCCUUGUCUUGGUUCUAUGGCAAUGUACUAUGUUCCAAGGAAAAGAGAAGCGAUAAAUGAAUCAAUUGAGGAAGCCACAGUAGAAGCCGAGGAAAGACCUUUUUUUUCUGCCCUGGCUCUUGCCCUCCGCCAAAGUGGUAUCCAGAGGAUCUUAUUUGAGGUGCAGUCUCUUUUUCUUCUUCUAAUAUGUAUGUAUUUAUGUACUCUUUGCAUGGUUUGGCUGAUUGGGGAUGGAGUAGCAGACAAAGAACAGCUCAAGGCACCUAAAGGAACAUUAUUCAUUCCCUUCUCACAAUUUCCUCCAAAGAGAAUGCGCAAUGAUUGCUUCUAUCAUCACACACCGGCAAUGCUGGCUCCUAAAUCUUUUCAGAACAUCACGACUCUUGUGAGGUGA
Molecule: messenger RNA, 1011 nt
Organism: Tripterygium wilfordii
Lineage: Eukaryota; Viridiplantae; Streptophyta; Magnoliopsida; Celastrales; Celastraceae
Product: very-long-chain aldehyde decarbonylase GL1-6-like
Exons: 9
Coding region: 1-1011 (336 amino acids)
Biological process (GO): lipid biosynthetic process
Molecular function (GO): iron ion binding; oxidoreductase activity
Source: RefSeq, a predicted model, not a curated record